UUAAACUAUUUUCGUUCCUAGCGCAGUCCGCUCCUCAAGCUGUAAACAAAACCUGCCCUCCCUCUCUAACCAGAAAAUGCGCUGUCUCUCUUCCUUCUCUCUCUUUCUUCUUCCCCCUCCUAACUCAGAGUUUCGCCUUCUUCUCUGCAAUUGCUCUCUCUCUCAAACUUCACCUUAAUUCAAUCCCAACAUAACCCAUCACUUUCCUUCUCUUUCUUCUUCGGUCCCAUUUACACUUUUGCCUACUUCUUCGUCUCUAGCUCCCCGAUACCUAGAAAUUAAUUAUCAGCAAUACUAUCUAGCCAGGGGAAAUUUAACCAUGCACCAUUUCUGCUCUCAUCUCUCCUGCUCUUCUUAGUAUAGCGCCUUUCCUUCUCCAAGCCUUGCAGAUUCACGUGUCCUUGUGGAUCAUUUUCAGCUUUUCGUUUGUUACAUAGUUACGAGGGAAACCCUAGCUAGCAUCACAAAUCUCAGCCUCCGCGAGGUCUGAAUCUAAUCCCGAAAAGCUCAAGAUCUGCUUCGUUUCCCGCAUGGAUUUGGUUUCGGAAACCACGGAGGCAGUGAUCAGCAACCCCAACACUCCAUCGUCGGCGUCAACAACUCCAAGCCGUUACGAGAACCAAAAGCGUCGCGACUGGAACACUUUCUGCCAGUACCUCAGAAAUCACCGUCCUCCACUGUCCCUGUCCAUGUGUAGCGGGGCUCAUGUGCUGGAAUUCCUUCGCUAUCUGGAUCAGUUUGGGAAGACCAAGGUUCAUUACCCAAGCUGCCCCUUCUUCGGCAUCCCCAAUCCUCCGGCUCCUUGCCCUUGCCCUCUACGGCAGGCCUGGGGUAGCCUCGACGCCCUCAUCGGCCGCCUCCGUGCCGCUUACGAGGAGCACGGUGGUGCUCCGGAGUCCAACCCCUUCGGUGCUCGUGCCGUCCGACUCUACUUGCGCGAAGUUCGUGACUUCCAGGCCAAGGCCAGGGGAGUUAGCUACGAGAAGAAGAGGAAGAGACCUAAGCCGAAGAUGCUGCCUUCCCCAAGUAACAUUGAUUCCACUACGGCUACUCCGUUUUAGUGGAGAUCGAUGGAGAAUCAGGAAUAAAUAUCCUUGAUUAUAUCCACAAUAUAUAUAUAUAUGGUCCCCCCCCCCCCCCCAAAACACAAAUUUCUUUCUUCGUGAUCUUUCCAAGUCGCUGAAGUAACUAGCAAGAGCCCAAGUAAUUAGGUACUUUUCGUUUUCCGAAGACGUGUCUUUGUUUUAGAUCGUCGAGAAUUCAGAGGCCCGUGUCCCUCGAAAUUGUCAUGAGUUGGCGAAAUAGGAAUAGAGGUCGAAUUACCACAGGAGCUCUCUUCCGAAUAAUCAAUUGUUGUGCAGAAGAGGCGACUACUGUUUGUGCUGAAAUAUCAUGAUACAUAGUGUAUCUGUGAGCCGUGUAUACUUAAUCUGUACUUUAUCUAAUAUAAAUUGCUGUUCUUAUUGUAAAUGAUUAUAUUUCGCAAUGGAUGAUAUUUUACUUGCAUCGGUACUCUACCGGUGUAUUUGCAUAUAUAGCUGCUGGUUGCUGGAUGUGUUUUCGA
Molecule: messenger RNA, 1564 nt
Organism: Prosopis cineraria
Lineage: Eukaryota; Viridiplantae; Streptophyta; Magnoliopsida; Fabales; Fabaceae
Product: protein LIGHT-DEPENDENT SHORT HYPOCOTYLS 1-like
Exons: 1
Coding region: 531-1061 (176 amino acids)
Biological process (GO): mRNA transcription; response to light stimulus
Cellular component (GO): nucleus
Source: RefSeq, a predicted model, not a curated record